GUUAAUUGGAGACGUUAAUUAACUCAUUUCAAAAUGGCUAAUUUUAAUUUUCUAUUAAAAAUCACCUUUAUUUUCGCCCUAAUUAUUUCCUCCACUUUAGCUAAUGAAGUGUAUUAUGAAUUAGAAAUCAGCUAUUUCGAUGUACGACCAGACGGCGUGCAUAAACAAGUUUUAGGCGUUAACAAACAAUUUCCUGCUCCAACGCUACGUGCCGAACGGUACGACAUAUUAACGGUCAAGGUGACCAACAGGAUUCAAGAUGGUCAAGGCACAACCAUCCAUUGGCAUGGUUUCGAACAGUUCUUGACCCCUUGGGAAGAUGGGCCUCGGAUGUUGACGCAAUGUGACAUUCCAACCAAUGGGAGUUACACGUAUCGAUUUCAAGUCAAUCAAACUGGGACAUAUUGGUACCAUUCUCAUCACACUGCCCAAAUUACGGAUGGUUUAUGGGGCGUCGUAAUAGUUGACAAUACGCCCGAGGUACACAACUAUGAUGGAGAAUUCGUCCUAGUCCUGCACGACUGGUAUCACCUCCCUGCCACACUUUUGUCGGCGUGGUACUCCAACACGACUGCCAGCAUGGGUGGUCAUCCCUUCCCAGAUACGACCCUUAUCAACGGUGCGGGCUACUACCCGUGCGAAUAUGCAUCAUUAAAAAAUACCUCCUGCGAUCCCUCAUUCCAAGGAAGAUAUCCCGUUUUCGAGGUCGAACGUGGGAAAACUUAUCGCUUCCGAGUCGUAAAUCCUUCCACCGUGCCGUCCCAUCUCUUAUCAAUGGAUAACCAUAAGCUAGAAGUUAUCGAGGUGGAUGGUGUCGACACAGUGAGAGGGACGCCGGUGGAUGAAUCCCUCAUCUCGACAGGGACCCGGUCUUCGUAUCUUGUCACGAUGAAUGGCGAUCUUGACCAGUAUUGGAUAAGGUCUUUGGCCAUGUUGCAAAUGAUGGUGUUGGAUUAUCCGAAUAUAAAUCCGUAUCCGGAAGUGCUUGUUAAUGACCCGGAAAGAUUGGCGAUUCUGAAAUAUAAGGAUCCUCCAAGUGGAGCUGGGAAGAAGGAGGAAAUUCUUGAUAGUAAACCCUUAACUAAUCCACUGGGUAGACAGGGACGACCGGAGAUUCAUGACGAAGCCUUGCUCCAAUCCACCCUGAAAUGUGGUGGUCCUCUGAAAAUCCUGUCAGAAUCAGUACGCGUAAACGGGUUUGAAACCUACUCUCACGACCCUGUCCACGUUCCCUUCGUCACUAGCCCACCCUACCCGAACACCACCAAAGUUCUGGAACCCGUCAGAUUAGACUUGCAAGAAUGCUGCACCCCAAUUUCUGGCGAAGUUGCUCCAGACUGGGUGAACCAAACCAUUAUUCUCGACAUACCGGACAUCGACCUUCCCGAAAACACGUUUAAACCUGGAAUUAACAAUAUUUCCUAUGAUACUCACACCCUCGACAGACCCGCUCUGGUCAAACUCUUGCGAGGAGAAGCCCUUCCUAAAUCCCUUAAUCCGAUCGAAAUUAACGGAUUUGGUCACGAUUAUGUCGUCGAGCUUAUCAUUAACGAUUACGGCAAUUUUGGGCACCCACUCCACCUCCACGGCCACACCUACUGGCUCAUGGGAUCCGGGCUGAAGUGGGACGGUCCCUUCGUCGAGGAGAGAGAUAGACCCAAGUUGAAGUCAAGGUUGCGAAGAGAGACCAUGUCCGUGUUGGGGACGUCAUGGAUGGUUUUACGUUUCCGAGCUGAUAAUCCGGGAAUUUGGUUGUUUCAUUGUCACGUAAAUGUACAUUUUGAUGCCGCCCUUGGUCUAGUUUUUGUGGAAGGAGGGGAACAAGCCAGGCAGCUUUGGAAGGAUAGAAUUCCACAGGAAACGAAGGAUCUGUGCAGUUUGUCUGGAAUUGUGGUGGACGACGACUCGUCAAAUGGUGAGAUUGUGAAGCCAGGAAGGAGUGCGUUUGUCAUGCUGGUGGUCGCGAUUACGUCAAAAUUUUUACUUUUAUGAGAUAAUUCUUUCCAUUAUUACAUUAGCUGUUAAAUCAAUAAAAGUAUUAUAAAAAGUUGAA
Messenger RNA from Folsomia candida, 2053 nucleotides. RefSeq names its product oxidoreductase OpS5. Gene Ontology annotation, molecular function: copper ion binding; oxidoreductase activity. The coding region runs from base 34 to 1992 and encodes 652 amino acids. The record is from RefSeq and is a predicted model, not a curated record. NCBI's taxonomy places the organism in Eukaryota, Metazoa, Arthropoda, Collembola, Entomobryomorpha, Isotomidae. The transcript is spliced from 4 exons.